GGCAGAGGAGGUCGCGGAUAAGGUCGAUGAGGUCGAAGAACAGGCUGAGGACCGGGAGGUGGCGGAGAAGGCCGAGGAGGUGGAGCGCCAGGAGGCCCGCGUCGCCAUGAAGGACCCGGAGAUGGACCUGAAGCUGGUAAUCGUGAGUCCCCACAGCAAGUGCGAUGGCACUGCCGAGGUCGACGGGGCCUCCUUGGUGAUCGAUGGUAAGGAAGUGGUGUUGUCGCACACCCGCGGCCCGGCCGACAUCCGUUUCACGGAGCACGGUGCGGGUUACGCCUGCGAGCCCACCGGCGCGGCCGGGGCCGAGCCCGAGGAGGUGGAGGAGGUCGAGGAGGAGGUGGGGCGCCCGGGCACGUCUGGGGCGUCUUCGCGGACUCGGGGAGCCCAACGAAUAGACCCCCCCCAUCCACCCACCCCUGCCUCGACCCCUGUUUCCCCGUUCUGUUCCCGCCUGCCGCCCCCUUCGGCCCUCGCGGUGUCCCAGGUCUCGCCCCUCUCGCCCCCUCCGUGCCCCCCUCACGGGGACGUGGAGGUUUUUUUUGUGGCCCCCCUAUCAGGCGUGCCCAUCCUCCCCUCCUUCCUGCCUUCGUUUUCCUCCACCUCCCUCUCCUUCCCUUCCACCCUUUGGUCGUCGCCGUCGUGGUCCUCUUCCUCCCUGUUCUCACCCCGUCGGCUCGAUCCACAGAUGAAGUACGGCUCGAUCCACAGCAGGUACGAUGGCACGGUCGCGAUCGACGUGGACUCCCUGUCGAUCGAUGGCAAGAAGGUGGCGCUGUCGCACACCCGCGACCCAGUCAAGAUCCCCUUCAAGGGGUACGGUGCGGACUGCGCCUGCGAGUCCACCAGCGUGUUCCCCCCCAACGAAGAGGCCCCGCCGCACCUCAAGGCGGGCGCGAAGCUGCAGAAGGAGAGGCCCCCUGAAAAGAUCCGCGCCGAGAUCCAGCGGCGCUCCGAGGGCGACAUGAAGGGAACCCUGGGCUCUGCGACGUGCCCCAUCUCCAGCACCUUCGAGUUGCAGGCGGGCAUCGUGCUGGACUCAACGUUCAUGAAGCACGUUGAGCUGCCGGGCCUCUUGCUCGUCAUGGGCGAUGCCCUGUGGCUGCUCGCCCUGAUGGUCCUCGCUGCCGUGGAGGUGUCAAUGCGGGCGCGGGCUGCCGUAGGCGGCUUUCUCGCCAGGGGCUGGGCUGUGGCAGCCAAGAUCGACGUGUCCCAGGGCUGGAGCCAGAUUCGGAUGUAUGGCCAAGCUGCAGCCUACCUCGGACUUCACCUCGCCGUUGCCGCUCUUGCGGGCGCUAUCGCGGGAGGCCUGCUCCACGCCUGGGCUUUCCCGGCUGCGCUUGCGCCUUCAGCUGCCCCAGCCGCUCUGGCUUGCGGUUGGAGCGCCCUGGACUUCGACGCGACUCUCGGGCAUCCCGGCGAGGGCCCUGGCGCCGCCGGUGGUGCCAGCGGGGCCGCAGCAGCAGCAGGAGCUGAGUGCCCUGGGCCGGUGGCUGCCGCAGAGAACGCCAUGGACACUGACGGCCCCCCCGCGGUCGGAGUUGCCUGGGCUCUCUCCCAACAGGGCCGCGGACGGCGAGCCCACUGCUGCGCUUGCAAGGCGGCGUUCACCAUCGGCGAGGCGCGGCUCCAGACACAGGGUGGGAAACGUUUCUGCCACUGGCACUGCGCGGGCACGCGGUGGCGACGCUCGGCGACGCUGACCGGGGCCCGGGGGGUGCCCGAGGAUGAGGUCGAACGCGUGCGGGCCCUCCUUGGCGAAGCAGCGGCGGUGCCUGAAGAUGAGCCCGCGGCCUUCCAGCCUGAGGGGGUUCCCAAUCCCCUGGCUGCUGCGCCUCACGGGGAAGGAGGAGGAGGGGACGAGGAAAGCCUCCAGCCCCCCCGCCUGGCCCGCAUGACCUGGUGGGACAACGUGGAUGUCCAGCACGCCCUGGGCCAACGGGUUGCCACCAUGCGGCGCGUGCCCCCUGGCCUCCAAUCCGCCUGGGCCGAAGCCAUGGGCGCGGCGCUCCGGCUGAGCGUCCGCGGGAGCGACCCGCAGGAACGAGAGAGGGCUUGGAAGUUGGUGAUGUUCGCUCCGCGCCUUGUUUUCGCUGCCACAGGAUCACGCGGCGGCCGCGGAGCGAACGGCAAACGGGCGGCGCGCAUCCAACAUGACCUCGCCGCACGCCUGCAGGCGUUCUGGCGCGGGGAGUGGCAGGAACUUUGGGACGCAGCGCAUCGGCGAGAGCUCCGGGUGGCGCCGGCGCGCGGCCAGGGUGGGAACAUCAUCAACAAGGUUCGCCGUGUUCGGGCCAUGUUGGACGAUGGACAGGUGGCGGGCGCGGUCGCCACCCUGCGCCAAACUGGGCAGGUGGCCACAGGACCUGGCACACGCGACCAGCUCCGAGCUCUCUUCCCAGAGCAGAACACGUGGAACCCGGGGCAGCAAAACGCCGCCGCAGCACUCAUCCCAGAAGACCCGCGCGAGGGCCUGAGCGAUGCCAUCGUCAAGGCCUUUCGGAAGGCGCGCUCUGGCCGCGCGCCGGGGCCGGAUGGCAGUCGCAACGAAUACUGGCGCGUGGUUGCCGCUGACGCCGACGCCGCCGCCGCCCUGUCCGACGCCGCCCUCGCGUGGGUUGAAGGCACCUCCCCGCCGAUCGUGGACGUUUGGCUUAACGCUGGGACAAUCACGGCGCUCCGCAAGCCCGCCGGCGGGGUUCGACCCCUCACGGUCCUCGCCCCCUUCCGGCGCACUGUCCUCACAGGCUUCGUCGCUUACACCGCGGAUGCCACGCGAAGCGCCGCUGGCCCGCUCCAGUACGGACUCGGAGUGGCCGGGGGCGCGGACGUCCAAUUUCGGGCUCUGCAGAGCGCGGUGCACGACCGGCCAGGGAGUCUUUUGAUCGCCGUCGAUGUCGCCAACGCCUUCGGCACGGUCUCCCGCCAGGCCGUCCUUGACUCCCUCAGCGCGGUUCUGCCUGAGUACGGCAGCCUGCUGGCGCGGCUCUACGCGAAGCCCGCGGUGGGCCUCUGGCGCGACGGGGAGGGUGAUCUGCACGAGUUUAGCACUGGGUCCGGCGUGCCCCAAGGCUGCCCCCUCAGCCCGGCGGCGUACGCGGCGGCCCUCCACCGAACGACGUUGCAGCACUUCGCCAACUCCCCGGGGCGGCUGGUCACGGCGUAUCUCGACGACGUCGUUGCAGUCGUGCCGGUCGCAGAGGCUGAGCAAUUCCUCCACGACCUCUCCGGCAGACUCAGCGCCUGGGGGCUCGUUCUCAACGCGACCAAAACCAAAGUGUGGCUCCCCCCUGGCCACACCCAGUGCCCCCCGGCACUGCGGCCCCACGUGGUUGAUGAUCUCCGCGUGCUCGGGUGUGGCCUGACGCGCCGCCAGGACGACGACUGGGCGGAGCUGGCCGCCGGCUCCGGGGGCGGCGCCCGAGCCAUGGGCAAGGUUACGGAGGCCUUGGGGGUUUUCGGCCAGACCUUGGACGAGGCCGUGGCCGCCGGCCUCGGGGUCCAAGAGGCCGGCGUUAUGCUCCGCUGGACUGCGCAGGGCCUGCCGAACCACCUCCUGCGCGCGCAGCUCGUGGACCAACGAGCGGUGCAAGCUUUCGACUGCGUCCUCCGGCGCCUAUGGGACCGCCUCCUUAACGAGACCCAGACCGACAGGGAGUGGGCCCAGGCUUGCUUACCGCUCGGAGACGGCGGCCUCGCCGCAGGAGCCGCCGAACCCCGUCGGGAAGCCGCCCACGUGGCCGCCUGGUGCGCCGCGGCUCCGGCUGUCGCGCGCGCCUUGGGCAUGGGCAGCGCAGAGGAGCUCCUUGCGAGGCAGGCCACGGGCACCCAGGGCUUCGCCGACGCUGUGGCUGCCUACAACACCAGGGUGGGCAACGCGGCUUACUACCUCCAGGUCUCGCUGGCGCAGGGCGAACGGAGCAGACAGAAGGACUUGAUGCUGCCCGUCAUGGAAGUCCUUGGCGCGCGGGCUAGGGCCGGCCUGGACGACCGCGCGCUGGGCCGCCUUCUGUCCUGCGGAGGCCCUGGGGCAGGGGCUUUCACGCUGUUGCCUACGGCGCCAGAGCACCGGAUGGCAACCGACCUGUACCGACUUGCGUUGCGGAGGCGCCUCCAGAUGGAGGGCCCGCGGCUGCUGAAGGGUCAUGCAUUGCAGACGCACUGUCAACACACAUCCCGUGACGGGGUGGUUUGCGGAGCUUUGCAUGAACCCGAUCAGCAUCACGCAAUCGCGUGCGAGAGGGGGCCCACGCGCACUGCGCGGCACAACCGGGUCCGCGAUUUGUUAGCGCGUUGGCUUGCCAAGCGGGUCCCGGGCCUGGUGCAGACCGAACAGACAGUGCCGCAGUGGACGCGGCGGCGCCGGGAUCCAGAGACUGGCCAAGAUCGGAUGGAGCUGGCGGUGCUGGACGUUAAAUGGUCCGAGAAGGGCGUGUGCCACGUGGUGGACGUGGUGGUCACUAGCCCAGACAGCGCUGACGAGCGCGAGGAGAGGGCCAGGGCGGCCCACGCGGGCCUUGCUGCCGAGGACGCCGCACGGGGGAAGCAGCUACGCUACCCGCCUGGCCCAACGACGCCAGCCCUGACGCCUUUCGCCGUCGAGACAGGCGGGCGGGUCGGCCAGGCGGCCAGACAGCUCGUGCUCGACCGGCUGGACCACGCUGAAGGUGAGGCAGGGGCGAGCGCAGACGCCACUGCCUUUUGGCAGGAGCUCUCGGCCACGCUGCAGACUGCAGUGGCCGAACAGAUCCUCGCCGCUCAUAGGCCGCCGGCCCCAGCCGGAAGACGCUGA
Messenger RNA from Prorocentrum cordatum, 4792 nucleotides. The record is from the annotation of a GenBank genome assembly. NCBI's taxonomy places the organism in Eukaryota, Dinophyceae, Prorocentrales, Prorocentraceae.